GCAGCGGCAUUUUAGAGUUGGCUAAUGGAUGUGGGCGGGUCAGGGGACAAUGAACUGCUGUUCUUUGAGGAAAGUGGAGACAAAUACAACAUGUCAAUUUGUGGACUCUGGAAUAGAAAUUCGGCAGUACAUACCGGAGCAGCAGCGGCAUUUUAGAGUUGGCUAAUGGAUGCGGGCGGGUCAGGGGACAAUGAACUGCUGUUCUUUGAGGAAAGUGGAGACAAAUACAACAUGUCAAUUUGUGGACUCUGGAAUAGAAUUUCGGCAGUCUCGUUUUCCAGCGAAGAAAAGCUAGCUAGAUAGACAUGAGCAUAUCUUGCGCUCCCUAUAUUUUGUCGACACCAAACAAAAUGGCACAUAACCCUCGACCAAAAUCUGAGUUAAGGAGACCUGAUCCUGCCAUUUCACUGCUUCAACUCUGUAAAAAGGUAGAAGAGCUAAAACAAGUGCAUACCCUUCUCGUCAAGACCUCCCUUAUCAGAGAAAAACAUGCCUUUGGCCGUCUUCUUUUAUCAUUUGCCUCCUUUGAUAAUCUGGGUACUCUUGAUUAUGCUCAGAAACUGUUUGAUACCGUUGAUAUCCCAAGAAACUCAUUCAUGUAUAAUACCAUGAUAAGGGCCUACGUGAAUUGUGGUAAUCCGAGAGAAGCAUUUGUUGUUUAUUCAGAAAUGGUGUGUGAGGAUUCUGCUCGCCCUGAUGAUUUCACUUUUACUUUUGUGUUUUCUGCUUGCUCCAAGUUUAAUGCUGUUUCCGAAGGCAAGCAAGCACAUGCCCAGAUGAUAAAAUGCGCUGUUAAGUUUGGGCCCCAUUCUUGGAAUUCCUUGAUGGAUUUUUAUAUGAAGAUUGGAGAGAUAGGAACUGUGAUUCAUCGCUUGUUUGACAGAAUUGAGAAUCCAGAUAUUGUUUCUUGGAAUUGUUUGAUUGAUGGGUACGUAAAAUCAAGUAAUUUGGGUCAGGCACGAAGAGUUUUUGAUGAAAUGCCUCAAAGAGAUGUGGUGUCGUGGACUAUAAUGCUUGUCGGCUAUGUAAAUGCUGGUUUGUUGAGUGAAGCUUCUUAUUUAUUCAAUGAGAUGCCAGAAAGGAACUUGGUUUCUUGGACUGCGUUAAUUAAUGGUUACUUAAAAAUGGGAAAUUAUGGUAGGGCUCUGGAUAUUUUCAAAGAGAUGCAAAUGGCCGAAGUUGAAAUGGAUGAGAUCACUAUAACAACUUUGCUCUCUGCUUGUGCCAAGUUGGGAGCUUUGGAUCAAGGCCGUUGGCUCCACACAUACCUUGAUAAAAGUGGUGUUAAAGCUGAUGCCCAUUUAUCAACGGCGUUGAUUGACAUGUACAGCAAGUGUGGACGAAUAGACUUGGCUAGGAAAGUUUUCAAGGAAACAGAAGAUAAGAAAGUAUUUGUGUGGAACUCAAUGUUAGGAGGACUGGCAAUGCAUUCAUUUGGAGAGGAAGCUGUUGAGCUGUUUGACAAAAUGAUAAAGUAUGGAAUAGAACCUAAUGAAAUCACAUACAUCUGCAUUUUAGCAGCAUGUAAUCAUUCAGGUCUUGUUAGUGUUGGAUUGUCUCUCUUUAAUCAACUGAUCGAAGAUCAUAAACUGCAACCUAAAAUGGAGCACUAUGGAUGCCUUGUCGAUCUAUUGGGUCGUGCAGGUUUGUUAUACGAGGCAUUUCGGUUAGUUAAAACUAUGCCUUUGCAAGCUGAUGGAACUGUAUGGAGAGCCCUCCUUGGUGCUUGUAAGCUGCAUGGAAAUGUUAAGAUGGCAGACCAAGUUGGGAGAAUUUUGAUCAAGUUGGAGCCCCUAAAUCACAUGAAUUAUGUCCUUCUUUCGAAUAUAUAUGCAACGGUUAAUAGAUGGGAAAUUGUUGGAGAGUUGAGGAGAGAGAUGAAAGUGAAAGGUUUGACAAAAAUGCCUGGAUGCAGCAUGAUUGAGCUGAAUGGUGUAGUCCAUGAAUUCGUUGCUAGAGACUCUUCUCACCCCAGAAGUCGAGAGAUCUACGAAUUGUUGAAUAUAAUGACUAACCAUGCGAAAGAAUCCAUGAACUGUUAUGAUGACCUUUGAGCUAUGAAACAAAGCACUUGGUAAACACAAGCGGAUGCAAAGAAGUUAGAUGCCAGUGAUCAUACCAAUAUAAGUCACAUUUUCAGGCUCAUAUGUUGUUACUAGAUUUUGAGGUUAAAUGAAAUUCUUCCCUGAGAAAAUCUCGCUGCUAGCCAAUGAGUAUUUGAGGCAUGGCAACCUUGUAACCGGAAGAAUGUGGUGAGAGGAAGUUCAUGACAGUUUAGCUCAGUAUCAGAAAGGAGAGACAGAAGAUAUGUAAAGAGCUUCAGGAAGAUAGAAGCGCAACAAAAGUGGUGCAUAAUUCUGCAUACCUUGUAUAGUUGGAGCUUGAAGAGAGAAGCACAAUAGAGCCUCUAAGCUUGUAUAUGACUGCUUAAACUUUUUAAUACAUCAUUGCUGUGUUUCUGCUCAUUAUUUAAUAUUCAUUUAGAUAUUCGCAGUACAAUAUAAUAUUUAUGGUCUGAAGCUUUUUAUUUUUAAUAUUAAAUAUAAUUAUGCAAAUCCUAGAAUUUUGGUGCAUAAGAAUAAAGUUGUAAUUAUAUUUAUUAAUAUUUUAUAUCUUUAGCCUUUUUGAUUUGUAGAAAAAAC
Messenger RNA from Manihot esculenta (cassava), 2642 nucleotides. Its product is annotated as pentatricopeptide repeat-containing protein At4g18840. Gene Ontology annotation, molecular function: RNA binding; protein binding. The record is from RefSeq and is a predicted model, not a curated record. The transcript is spliced from 3 exons. NCBI's taxonomy places the organism in Eukaryota, Viridiplantae, Streptophyta, Magnoliopsida, Malpighiales, Euphorbiaceae. Gene Ontology annotation, biological process: RNA modification. Bases 306 to 2054 code for a protein of 582 amino acids.